AUGAAGGAAGUGAAUGACAUGCUACUAAAAUAUGUUAUUGGUAUACUUCUGGUCGUUUUUUUCGGAUUGUGGAUAUUGAGUAUAUGCUUUAGGGGUGAAACAAAAAAGCAAACUCAUAAGAAGAAUAUCCGCAAACAACCAACAAGAAGUGCAUCAUUAACGAAAGAAAACCUCGCUUCAUCGAAUAGUAAGGACGCUGUUGUGACAAGAAGAGCCACAAGGUCAUCCACCAAACAAAAAACUCCAAGUAGGAAGGUAACUUCUGAAGUUACACCUGAUAAGGAGAAGAAGUCAAGGAAAACUAGUCAUAACACAGAACCAACUAGAAGGACUACCAGGAAUAGCUCAAAAGUUGCAAAUGCAAAACCAACAGAAGCAUCAACAGGUACGGCUAGUAAGAAAAGAGUUACAAGGUCAUCUUCAAAAAGGUCAUGA
Messenger RNA from Cryptosporidium ubiquitum, 435 nucleotides. RefSeq lists its product as uncharacterized. Bases 1 to 435 code for a protein of 144 amino acids. NCBI's taxonomy places the organism in Eukaryota, Apicomplexa, Conoidasida, Eucoccidiorida, Cryptosporidiidae. The transcript has a single exon. The record is from RefSeq and is a predicted model, not a curated record.